Molecule: messenger RNA, 177 nt
Organism: Peromyscus leucopus (white-footed mouse)
Lineage: Eukaryota; Metazoa; Chordata; Mammalia; Rodentia; Cricetidae
Product: protein ZNF738
Exons: 2
Biological process (GO): regulation of DNA-templated transcription
Source: RefSeq, a predicted model, not a curated record
AGUCCAUUGACUUUCAAGGAUGUGGCCAUCAGUUUCUCCAAGGAGGAAUGGGAAUGUCUGGACACAGCUCAGAAAAAUUUAUUCAGAGAGGUCAUGUUGGAGAACUACAGCAACCUAGUUUCUCUCCUUACUCCUGGCUCUCAGAAAAUUCUACAAGAAAUCUGCCUUAGCCUCUAA